UUUGUACCUACCAGCUUAAGCUGUAAGGUUCGGCUGUGACGAAAACAGGGGAGUUGUGAUCGCGUAACAAUGCCGAAGACAUGCAUCUACCAACCACCAAUAGCGCGUGUUCCCGCUAUGCUCAAUGUCGUUACACCAGCGAGACCAGCUGCCCAAGCUCCCGACCUCGACGACCCGCCAAGUCAUCGAUCCAGUUGGCAACGACAACCUCCAGCGCAUUCGGAAACCGCAACUUGCUCGCCCUAUUGUUCCUGUUGGGCUUCUUUGCCAUUUCCGCCAUGGGUCCACGACAAGCAGUUGGGUUUUCCUGAUACAGUCAACAGCCCAAGCAAAACCGAUCUUCUCGCCAUGAGAGCGCACCCCCAAAUUACAACGAUUAUCGCGACCCUACAUCUCGCCUC
Canariomyces notabilis is the source of this 401-nucleotide messenger RNA. RefSeq lists its product as uncharacterized. The record is from RefSeq and is a predicted model, not a curated record. NCBI's taxonomy places the organism in Eukaryota, Fungi, Ascomycota, Sordariomycetes, Sordariales, Chaetomiaceae. The transcript has a single exon. The coding region runs from base 81 to 311 and encodes 76 amino acids.